Molecule: messenger RNA, 4010 nt
Organism: Megalops cyprinoides (Indo-Pacific tarpon)
Lineage: Eukaryota; Metazoa; Chordata; Actinopteri; Elopiformes; Megalopidae
Product: exopolyphosphatase PRUNE1-like
Exons: 8
Coding region: 417-1844 (475 amino acids)
Cellular component (GO): cytoplasm
Molecular function (GO): exopolyphosphatase activity
Source: RefSeq, a predicted model, not a curated record
UCUGGAAGUAGGGUAGUAUUUCAGCGUGUCACGCUGCGCAGAUUCUCUGAACUUUGUCUCAAGUGGGUGGGCUCAUUCCCCUCAUUUACACACGCUGCGUAAGCCGAUCCACUUAAGAAGAAGUUGGUAAAAUCUGGGCUAAAUCUGCGCAGCAUGACGCCGUCAAACACGACCUUGACUAUCCUCAAACUGCGCAGCAUCGACGUCUCCGGGAGGCUGCAAUCCGGGCAGUAUUUCUGCGCCUGAAUGAAUCCACACACCUGCCGACGAAAGGAGUAAUCCUACCAACUGCUCAUGCUUACUCAAACGGCGAAGUAGUAUUAUCUCGCUGCAUCAAUUCGCGCAACUGUGAGAUAACAAGCGGAUAAAUCAUUGGCUUUCUCGGAAUAUCGCGGUUGUGCCGUGCUUCGGUGAAAAUGGAGGGUUUUUUGCGGAGCUGUAGCGCUGUCUUUAAGAACGGCUCAGAGGACGGCUCCGGAGUGCACGUCGUCCUGGGAAACGAGGCCUGCGACGUUGACUCGAUGGUGUCCGCCCUCACCUUCGCGUACUUCCUGUUCAAAACGUCCGGCUCCGCGGGGAAGACUCCGGUCCCGGUUCUGAACAUCCCGCGGUCGGAAUUCCCGCUGCGGACGGACAACGCCUUCCUGCUGCGGGAGAGCGGGCUGGCCCAGGAGAGCCUGGUGUUCCGGGACGAGGUGGACCUGCUGGGCUUGCACCGCGCCGGCCGGUUGGCCCUCUCCCUCGUGGACCACAACGUCCUGCCGAGUGCUGACAGUGACCUGGAGGGGGCAGUAGUGGAAGUGAUUGACCACCAUCAUCUGGAGAGGUUGCCUUCCCCUUCUUGUCCGGUAACCGUAGAGACCGUGGGCUCAUGUGCCACCUUGGUAACCGAACGCAUCGCCCAGAAGGCACCGGAAAUUUUGGACCGACAGGUGGCACAGCUCUUAUACGGCACCAUCGUGUUAGACUGCGUGAACAUGGCGCCAGAGGCGGGAAAGGUGACGCCCAAGGACAGCCAGUACGCCUUCCUGCUGGAGUCGCGCUUCCCUGACCUGCCACCGAGGGGCGCCCUCUUCCAGUCUCUGCAGAGCGCCAAGUUCGACGUGUCAGGCCUGACAACAGAACAGAUGCUGUUGAAAGACAUGAAGGCAGCGUCUGGGGGAGACUUGAAGCUGGCCGUCAGUGUGGUCUACAUGACACUCGAUGCUUUUCUCCAGAGACGUGGCCUAAAGCAGGAGCUGUGUGAAUUCUGCCACAAACACCGCUUCAACUUGGUGGUCGCCAUGACCAUCUCAUUUAAUGAGAACAACGAGCCCUUCCGCCAGCUAGCGGUCUACAGCUCCAGCACCCUCUAUAGAGAGGAGGUCAGCCAAGCCCUGGAGAGGGCCCAGAAUCCCUGCCUAAACCUGUCCCCGAUGAGCAGCCCCUAUGCGGACGUCAAGGCCUACAUACAGGGCAACACGCUAGCCUCCCGCAAGAAGGUGCUGCCCAUCGUGAAGGACUUCCUGAGGGAGUGGGAGCGUAGAACCACCCGCUGCGGGGAUUUGGACGACCUGGACGAGCUGGAGGACCAGUUCGACCCGUCCCGCUCGCCGGGUGUGGACGACGACACCCGGCCCCGGCGCUACUCGGCGUCCCGGCAGCGCCGGCCGGGGGCGGUGGCGGCGGAGGACAGCGGACCGGACGAGGACGCCCAGGUACCCCCCACGCCCAUGAACAGCCUGGUGGAGGGCUGCCCGCUGGACAACGGCAUGCCGCGGAUCAGCGCCGAGGCCAUCCUGGAGAAGUUCAGCAAGAUGGCGGAGGCGGAGCCCGGGGAGGGGGGGGCAGCGGGGGAGCUCUAACCCUCCCCCCGCUGUUCCAGUCAUCGUCUUCUCUCUGCCCCCCCUCCCCAAAACUGUCCGUCGCAAUACCUCCCACACUCACCGGCCUCCCCAGUCUUCACUAGACCAGGUGCGCUCCAAACCACACUCACCUGCCGUUUCCUAACGGCACGCUGUCCCAGAGCGGGCUCUCGCACUGAGGAAAACCUGCUACCCGCUGCCCGCUUUAACCCUGUGGAUCGGGGUGUUCAGUUUGAGCGCAAAGGCAACCUGUUGCUAUUGAUUUGGUACACGUGGACACCCCGUCUCUGCCCCAGGAAUGAUUUUUCACACAUUCGGGUGUCUCUGUCAGACUGUCCCUGGUACACCUUGUUACACCUCUCGGAGUUGACCAGCCCCACCGGAAUUCUAGGACGCUGGGGAGUGGAGAGUGUGCUGGUGACCCAUGGGGCCAUAGGGAAGAAUGGCUGUUUCGUAAGGGAAGACAGACGGGGGUGGCAUUCUGUCAUUUUGGAAACCAGUUUGAGUCGUUUGAGGAUGUUCUAGUCACCUGUGCCCGAUCCACCUGGACAGUGGAUCCAAACCGUACGCUGUUGUACUGUGUCUCCUGUCCUGGUAGUCAGUCCUUACGCAGCCCUGAUACGAAAUGUGCCACUCGGAAUAAGAUCCUGCUGUUGUCUUUUCAUCCAGCCCGGAGUGAAGCCGCCUCUCUGGGACCGCCCCAGUUCACAGCGCUCUGUUCGGGAAAGGGCAGGAUAACAGAGUCUUUCUGUCUGAAGCCAGGCUGUCAGGGCAGGGAGAGGGAGAGGGGAAGAUGCCUCAUGCUCACCCAAGCAAUCCUGCUGUCUGCCCUGAGUCAGACCCCUCAAUGUGUCCUAACAGCACCCGGCAUCAUUUUGUUUGAGCUCUUGUUUCGCUGUGGCUCUGGGGGGUUUCUAUUUUUGAGCUCUCAGUGCGAGAAAGGGGGCACUGCCUGUCUUGUCUCGGGUUAUUUAGCCAAUCCACUCAUGAUGGCUUCCAACAUGCCUGGUUAAAGGGGCUCCCUUUCCCACAGUAGAGCGUCACACAGCGAUUGCUUUGCAGUUAGCGGCAGCGUCCCCGUUUGGACCAAGCAACUGAGGACGCUGCGGCAUUUUUACGGACAUUAACUGACCCCAGGUCUGUCUGUGUGCGUGGCUGUGGGAGUUUGUCCCACUCCACAGAUGUUUGAGCGAUUGGAUAUCCUGGUACUACAACCUGCUGCUGACACACUCUCCCCCCAUCCCAUGUUGCCAUGGUGACCGAGGCAGCUGUUCUGAUUCUGAUUCCGUUUCCCCGUAGACAGACUGUUCCGCUCCAGUACUCCUGUCCACGGAUGUGACUGAACUUUAGAUUUUAGAAUUUGGAUUCUGGUGGGUGCUAUUUUAAAACUACUCUGUGUCAUCAACAUGUGCUAAUAUGAAAAUGUAUGGCCUAAGUUUAAAGCAUGUUCUCUCAUUUAUGUCACAGUAUACUGCCUAUACUGUAGUAUACUGACCAUCACCACUGUUGGGGUAUUUUUACGUAUUGUAGUUUAUAUAUAUAAACGAUAGACACGGAUGUGCAGUGUGUAUAUAUGUUUACUAGUACAGGUCAGGGGACAGUGCAUAUUACAAUAUAAGCAGUGUAUUUUGACAUAAAUGUUUGUAUGGUCUGAAUUGAAUUUAGUCGCACUUUACAGCUCUGGAUGAAGGCGUACUGAUAUGAUAAAACUAUGGUAAUGUGGCAAGUACCUGAAUUUGUGGCUAUUCUUGUGGCACAAAAGUUCUUGUGGUCACAUGGUACGAAGUGGUGUCAGAGUUGUGAGGUGCUGCUUUUCUCUGUAGGGGAAAUAAGGUUAUAAUUUGCUGAAUUGGGCUUUUAAGUUGACUCCUUGUGAAAUGGUGUGAAACCCCAGGAUGGAGUUCUGCUGGGCUGGUAUUGGACACUUCUGAUUCGGGGGACUGUCCUUCUUGUGACAACUCACCUAUUCCCUCCCGGCAGACUCAUAUGCCUUUCCUUCCAAUGGGCGAUGUUGACCAUGUACAAUCAAAAAGUAUUUAAAAAAAGGUACAAUCGCAUUAUAUUACAAUCUGUGGUGUCCUCCACACCAUGCUGUUCUCAGUCCUCCCUGCAGUUCACCAGCUUUGUUGUCUGCUGAUUUGUACCCAACUGGGGUAAAAAAAAAAA